AUGCAGAACGCUCGCAAAGACGAUUCCGCCCCGCCGCGGUCUGCACACGACUCUUCGUCAUUCUCAGCAUCAUCGCCAAUAGGCUCCUCCUCCAACUCGCUUUUCUCCUCUUCACGGUCCAACUCACAGCCCCAAGCCGGCACUGGCUCCCGCUCUGGCACUGACAGCACAUACGCUUUCCGUCAGUCUGUCCUCGACAUGGAUGCCCUUCUCACCUUCACAGACAACGAUCGCGACGCCGACGAUGCUUUCGAUCCCGUCCUCCCCGCCUCAAAGCCACGCUUCAAGCGUCCAUUCGGCAUGUCGGGUGAACGCCUGUUUAACCAGCAACUCAAGUCCAUUGGCCACGCACAGGAUCCCAGCCCAACCGUGAAACCAUUCGACGUUAUCCACAUUCCAGAUGAGCCCGUGUAUCAGCGACCGCCCACCGCAGAUGAUACGCUUGCGCUUCUGCUUCCUCUUCUCAUCCUCCUCUCCACUCUGCUCUUUCUCCUACUUCUCUUCAUCAUCCUCGUCAUUGUCGUUCGACGCAGGGCCCGCAUCUCACUCGGUGAUUCAGAUGGCCCGCUCGACGUUGGUCGCGAGGAAGAGCUCGAAGGUACGGGUGGACUGGAUGGCAUCGAGCAGCGCUGGCUCGAGACCGUAGAAGAUCCCAUUCAGCGUGGCUAUCGCCGUGCCAAGGACUGGAUCCUCGCCUAUCCACCAGGCACUCAGUCCACCGACAUCACCCUCAGCCAAUUCCUCAGCAUCCAAGAGAAGGGCGUCAGCGCAUGGUCCUUCGAUCCAGAUUACGAGAGCAACCCUUCCGUCUUUGUCGAGGCUAGGACCGAGAUCACCUUCAUCGCAGAUGGCGAAGGUAUGGCUCCACAAGAGGGUGGAGGCGUCUGCGUCCAGAGCAACUUGCCCCUUCCUAAGAUCAACGAGGUCUACUACUGGGAGGUCAAGAUGUUCAACAAGCCUGACACCACCAACGUCGCCGUCGGUCUUACCACAAAGCCAUAUCCGCAGUUCCGUUUGCCUGGUUGGUCCAAAUACUCGAUUGGCUACUUUUCCAGCGACGGCUUCAAAUGUCACAACUAUCCUUUCGCAGCACAAUCAUACGGUCCCGCUUACGGUCAAGGCGAUGUCAUCGGCAUCGGCUAUCGUCCAAGAACGGGCACCGUGUUUUUCACUCGCAACGGCAAGCGACUCGAAGACGCCUUUAUCGGUCUCAAUCGCUACAAUCUGUUCCCAACGGUCGGAGCUGAUGGUGCCUGCGAGGUCCAUGUCAACCUUGGACAGGCCGGCUUUGUCUUCAUCGAGGCCAACGUCAAGAAAUGGGGUCUGGCUCCCAUGGUGGGGACGCUCGCUCCUCCACCAGCCUACGGUCAGGAACGUGGUACCAUUCUGAUGGAGAGUGGUCAGGGUAGCUCGGCUGAUGCCAACGGUCAGGCGUCCUCUUCUGCUCCUGCUCCGAGGUCCGAAUCGCCGCCUCCACCCAUCUCGCCCUACGAAGAGCGAUCCCCUUCUCAAUCGCACAAUCGGCUGCCAAGCCAAGCAAGCACACUCUCGCCGGCGCCUGUGCGCACAUCCUCGUUGCACCCCAACCGUGCAGCGCUCGACGCACCGCGUCCUACGAGCAGGGCUUUAGAGCGAGACGAUUCGUCCGACGGCAGCCCUCCCAACCCACCAACACCGCAUCGCCUCGACAUUUCGCUUCACUCGCUCUCUGAUACGUCAACGCGAGGAAGCAAUGGUCAUGCGGGUGCAGUCCAAGAUUCGUACUUUCCUGCAUCACCUGCUUCGUCUGCAGAUGCGCUUCCGCCACCUGCCACGUCGAACCAUUCCCCGCCUUCCUACGCAGCAGCGGUGGAGCAUGGCUCUUUGGGUGGCACGUCAGCCUCGCACCAUCAAGCACGUCGCGGUUCAGGUAGGACUCACCAGCUGGCCAACGCGGUGCUCGGCAUGCUGAGCGAUCGUGGACUUUUGCAGCCCAUCAAUCACAACAACCCGUCGCCGCAGCCAAGUCCCAACGUGGGUGGCAGUGGAUACGGCGCUUACGGCAGCGGCUACGGUGGUGGAUUGUCAGAAGCCGAAUACGAACGAAUGUUGAGGCAGAACACGGCGCGGAACAGCCGCAGCGGUGCCAGCACGGGCAGUGCAUCGUCGACAGCAGCGACAGCGGAUUACAGUCUGCAAGGUUGGGCGAAUUGGCUAGGUCUUCGUGUAGGCGGCAACAGCGGCAGCACUAGCAGUAGUAGCAGUAGCAGCGCCAGCAGCAGCAGGAACAGUCGUAGUGCUUCGGGUGGGAGAGCUUCGGGAGCAACCUCGACUGUCAGCAGCUCCAGCCGCGCUUGA
Pseudozyma hubeiensis SY62 is the source of this 2337-nucleotide messenger RNA. RefSeq names its product endosome protein. NCBI's taxonomy places the organism in Eukaryota, Fungi, Basidiomycota, Ustilaginomycetes, Ustilaginales, Ustilaginaceae. Gene Ontology annotation, molecular function: protein binding. The record is from RefSeq and is a predicted model, not a curated record. The transcript has a single exon. Bases 1 to 2337 code for a protein of 778 amino acids.